AUGGCGAGCUCAAAGAAAGAAACCCCUGUCAAUGAACAGGAGAAUGAUACAUGCCACUGUCCAAUAUGUCUAGAGAAGGGAAAAUACUCGAUGUGUUUUGCCACGAUCAUCAAGAGCUAUGUUGUAGUGUUUGCCAUGUCAAGCAGCAUAAAUUGUGCAAGCAUGUGGACACAGUUGAAGAUAUUGCUUUUGAGAGAAGACAGAAAUGCGAUGAAAAACAUUGCUUUAAAAUAUGCUGAUCUGGAGAAGGUUCUCGAAUAUAUGCUGUCAGAAAACCUAAAUAAAACAGAAAAACUCAAUACCCGAAAGCACGAAAUUUGUAUGAACACGGAAGAAAAAGUUGAAGAAAUCAAAUCUCUAAUGGAGAAUGCACAUGCAAAGUGGCUUAAACGAUUUGAACAGAAUCAUGCUGAUUCCAUUGGAAACAUUGAAAUUGCAUCUGAUGAGUUGAAACGUUUUUCCACUACAGUUCAUGAAGUUAGGAUGAUUCUUAACUCAGUGUUAAAAUGUGGGUCUUCAAAACAAUUAGUCAUAACAAAUCAUAAACUGAAAAAGCAGAUUUCUGAUCACAUCAAUCGUUUAAGGUCUUUGGAUGUUUGGAAUUUUUCUGAAGAUUACAAGCAGCACAACUUGGAUUUUUUUGGUCAGAUUUCCAAGACAAACGAGUUUGAAGACGUAAAACUGACUAAACAACAAUCAUGGAUAGUGGAGAGAAUUAUGUGUAGUACUCCAGAAAAAAUUGAUGAAGACAAUAUUAUACAGAGGAGAAAAACUAUGGCUAGAAAAGACUGGAUGAACGUUGGCUUUAGAAAAUUAUCACAAAUCAACGAUUUGCCAGAAAGAGUAUUUUAUGGCUUGUUUAUACAUGACACAAGAAUACUGUUAUCUUUGACUAGCCCACCUUCGCUGAAGAUUUAUGAUAUCAGUAAUUCCACUGGAAAAUGCAUACACACUGAGGUGUGUCAGGAUAAACCAUAUGGUCUUUGUCGCUCCGGAUUGUGCUUGAAUGAAUUAUUUGUUUCUUUUGAAAACUUCAUCUGUCAUUAUCGAAUUGAGUUCAACGGAGAAAAUGCGAUUUUUUUAAAACUUGGAAUAAUUCAGUUGAAAGAACCCAUGAUAGCUAUAUCCCGUGGACCAACAACAGCGUUUGCUGCUAAUCGUUCUAAGACGAUGAUCUGUUCAUUGAAGUUUUGCAUCAAUCAUACUUCUACAUAUUAUCCUAAUGAAGCAGUGCCCUUUGUGUCCUCAUCGUUGAUAUCAGACUGUCAUUGUUUCAUAAUGGAUGAUAUGUUAAAGGUUGUGGAUAAGAAUAACAAAGUGAUUUUUGAAGGCCCUCGAGAUUCAAAUCUCAGGGGACUCACCUUUGACCUUCAAG
Saccostrea cuccullata (small rock oyster) is the source of this 1375-nucleotide messenger RNA. RefSeq lists its product as uncharacterized. The record is from RefSeq and is a predicted model, not a curated record. The transcript has 2 exons. NCBI's taxonomy places the organism in Eukaryota, Metazoa, Mollusca, Bivalvia, Ostreida, Ostreidae. The annotation marks the transcript as partial.